This is a messenger RNA of Cannabis sativa, 1641 nucleotides long. RefSeq lists its product as uncharacterized. The record is from RefSeq and is a predicted model, not a curated record. The transcript is spliced from 5 exons. NCBI's taxonomy places the organism in Eukaryota, Viridiplantae, Streptophyta, Magnoliopsida, Rosales, Cannabaceae. The coding region runs from base 1 to 1641 and encodes 546 amino acids. Gene Ontology annotation, molecular function: RNA-DNA hybrid ribonuclease activity; nucleic acid binding.
AUGACAGCUCUUAAUAGAUUCAUCUCAAAAUCAACUGAUAAGUGCCUACCGUUCUUCAAUACAUUGCGAGGCAACAAAAAGUUUGAGUGGACAGAAGAGUGCGAGGAGGCCUUUAAAAGCAUUAUGAGUGCAGCAAUAGUGCAAGAAGAGGGAAAGCACCAGCAACUAGUUUACUAUGUUAUUAAACGGUUAUUGGGGGCAGAAUCAAGGUAUCCCCCAAUUGAAAAACUUGCCUUAUGCCUAAUUCAUGCAUCUCGCAAGCUAAGGCCUUACUUCCAGGCACAUCCGAUAAAGUUCGACAUAACUUAUCACCCAAGAACAUCCAUCAAGGGUCAAGCCUUGGCAGAUUUCCGGAUAAAGGGAAUAACUCCCGACGAAGAUCCACUUGUUCAGCGAGACGCAGACACUUGGAAGUUGUACGUGGAUGGAGCAUCUAACGAGCAUGGCUCGGGUGCAUGGAUGAUACUAAUUUUGCCAAAAGGCUUUAAGUUUCACUAUGCCUUCAGAUUUCAAUUCGGCACUUCAAAUAACGAGGCUGAGUAUGAAGCCUUGAUUGCUCAUUUAAAGAUAACUGAAGUGUUAAAGGUCAAAAAUCUUAUAUGCCAUAGUGAUUCGCAAUUAAUUGUAAAUCAAGUCCUAGGGGAAUAUCAGGCUAAAAGCUUAAAAAUGGAAAAAUACCUAGAGAAGGUUUGGAAGAACUUGGAAAAGUUUGAUUAUUUUAAAAUUGAACAAAUUCCAAGAGAACAAAACUCUAAUGUCGAUGCCUUAGGAAAACUAGCCUCGCAGAACGAACUUGAUGAAUUGAACUUGGUACCGGUGGAGAUGUUAAACGAGCUGAGUAAAUGUGAAAAGGAAGAAGUUGAGAUAAUAGAUAGCUCACCCACUUGGAUGACACCCAUAGUUAAUUAUCUUCUCAACGGGCAACUUCCAAUUGAAAAAAAUGAGGCACAAAAACUCUUGUAUUCCGUGCCUCGCUACACGAUAGUAGAAGGCAAAUUGUAUCAAAGGGGCUACUCAAUGCCUCUCCUACAGUGUGUUCUCCCCACAGAAGCAAACAAGAUUAUCAAAGAAAUCCAUGAAGGAUUUUGUGGAGACCAUACAGGUUGGCAAAGCUUGUCAAAGAAGAUAAUUAGACAAGGAUACUAUUGGCCAAUAAUAAAUAAAGACAGACGCAAAUUUGUCAAAAAAUGCGACAAAUAUCAAAGAUUUUCACAUAUACCUCGCGUACCACCAACAGAGCUAAGAAUGAUGACCUCGCCUUACCCAUUUGCAAUAUGGGGGAUUGAUUUGAUUGGGGCACUCCCCACAAGGCGAGGAGGAGCAAAGUUUGGUAUACCCAUUAAGAUAGUAUCCGAUAACGGAACUCAGUUUGAUGGAGAGUUAUUCAUUGAGUUCUGCGAGAGGAACAAGAUUAUUAAGAGCUUCUCAACAACUGAGAAAACAGUAAUAGGGCAUUCUCCAUUCUCACUGCCAUUUGGCUCGGAAGCAAUGCUGCCAAUAAAAGUUAAUAUUACGAACCAAGAAGAAAACCAAGAACUCUUGAAAUUGUCCUUGGAUCUACUUGAGGAAAAACGUAUUAAUUCGCAAAUUACUAAUCCAGCUUAUCAACACCGAGUUACGAGAUACUUCAACAAAAAGUGA